This is a messenger RNA of Seriola aureovittata, 3239 nucleotides long. Its product is annotated as RING-HC_RNF170 domain-containing protein. Bases 1883 to 2665 code for a protein of 260 amino acids. The transcript is spliced from 6 exons. The record is from RefSeq and is a predicted model, not a curated record. Gene Ontology annotation, molecular function: ubiquitin protein ligase activity. Lineage: Eukaryota; Metazoa; Chordata; Actinopteri; Carangiformes; Carangidae.
UUGGAGUAAAAGGUAAUGUUGUAGAAGUGCAGAGUAAAAAUGAAAUAUUGAAGUAAAGUAUAAGCACAGAAAAGUUGUAGAAUUACAGUACUUCAAUAAAUUUGUUUACAUCCCCCCAGUAACUGCAAGAUGAAUCAAUGGGUUGUCAGGCUUUGUUUUGUCUGCCAAAAGUUCAAGUGAUAGCGCUUGCCCAACCAACAUUAAAUCUUAAUUGCAGCUGGUUUCAUGUUUGACUACGUGACCUGUGUAAAAUACUACAUAACUUGACCCUACAGUUAACAGAGAGAUAAUCCUGCGCAGUCAGUUUGCAGGUUUUGCCUGGAGUUGGAUAUUGAAUGCAAUCAGAAUGGUUAUCUAUUUUAGUCAUAUUUUACAGGCUAUAAUAACAAGAAAUAGAGAGUCUUUUCUCUAAUCAAUGCUCUUCCCAGAAAGUAUGCCAACCCUUCCCUGAAGGUAAAUCAUUUCUUAUGAAUACAAUAAACCUCCUCACGUUAUCCAUUUACAUAUGUCACGUGAGUGUGUGUGCAACUGACACUCACAGGCUACAGUGGUUCCUAAUACUUACAGCUUUAGUCAUAUAAGAUAACAAAUCUCACAUGUGUCACCUGCUGUCUUCAGCCACAAUAUGGAAAAUCCCAAACAAAUCAUACAGAUGAUGAGAUCAUGUGCAUGUGUGGCCUUGUUAUGUAUUAAAUUUGAAUUUGGUUGAAUUUCUAAAUCACCCAGUAAGAAAAAGGAGUAAGUGAUCAUCAAGUGUAGUUUACAUGUCAGACAGUGUGUGUAUUGCCUAACUGGACCUCACAAAUGUGGCCUGCAGGCGUUGCCUCUGUCCUAUGUUUAACUGUCAGUAGGUAAGCACCUCUCCUCAUUGCCACUCUGCGACCCUGACCCUCACUGACUGAUGGCUGCUAUUUUUAGAUGAACUGAACCACAAUGACUCCCUCUUUUUAGCUUCUAUCAGAGGUGAGGUGAAGGGCCUGUGUAAAUAUUUGCCAGGAUAUUUCUGCAAUGGCUGUCAUGGUGAACUAUGUGAAGAUUAUCACAUCUUCACUCACUGUUGAGAGAGAGAUUUUUUGUUUUGUUUAUUUAAAUAACUGACAUUUACAUUUGCUACAAUAAGGCAAAUACAACAGCAUGUACUACUUACCACUGUAUUUUGAAUCAUUUGGUCAACACUUCCAUAUUUCCAUACAUUUCUUUUAAAAAAUGGUAGAGUAUGAGAAUGAUAUUUUAGAAAUUGUUGAUUACAGACAUCUACCUUUUUUUUCACACCUAAACCUGGAUCUAUGACUGGCCUCCUUUCUGUCACUGGGUUUAUUAUCUACAGCUGAGGUGCCUCUCACCAGCCCUCAGUGUAGUAAAGUGUUAAUGUCAAUGACAGCCACAUGCAUUUCACAACCAAUAGUUUGUGGUAAGAGAUUAAUUAUGUGAAGCAGUGAUGUUAGCAGAGUAAACUUUAAGUAAAUGAUCAACAAAGUCAGAUCUAACCUUCUUGAACACAGUGUGGGAGGGACCUUUUCUUGCUUUGAUCUGGUGGCAAGUCAUGUGACCCAAAUAGUUUGCCUCUGACCAGACUGAGGGGAGAAAUAUCUUCUUUUUGCAAGUAACAAACCAACAAAAAAAAAAAAAAAUCAUCACAGUCGAUUGUGAAGGUUUGUAAGUGUGUUUUGGAGUUGUCCCACUUUUUACAAAGCUCUGCAAUAUUGAUCUGCCUGCUUUACUUGUCCCUUCCAAACAGGAAGACCAGCUGACAUUGGAAGGUGUAGUAGUUGAUCAUUGACAGGCAGCUCCAAUUUAUUUUGGACAGUGAUGCCGUCUGGUAACACUUCAUUUGACUCUAGGAGAUAGUGACUAACUGUCAGCUGCUGUUUCUAGAUCAACAAUGCAUCCGUAUCACAAAUCUCAGUCCAGACCGGACCAUCUGCCCUCUGAGGGUCCAGUGGGUCAGGGUCACCUCGGGUCAUCCAGAUCUUUGGUUUGUGCACCAGAGCAGUCAGCAUCAACGUAUAUGAGCUGCCACAAGGAAUCUGCAGAGUUGUGUCCAUCCACUGGCCAUCGAGACUGGCACUGUCCAGUCUGCCUGCAGACAGCCAACUUCCCAGUCCAGACAAACUGUGGCCAUUUGUUCUGUGCUCCCUGUCUGAUCACCUACUGGAGACAUGGCUCAUGGUUGGAUGCAAUCAGCUGCCCUCUCUGUAGAGAGAAGGUCAGCGUGCUGUGCCACCUGUUCAACGAGAGUCGAUCAGACCGGCAGUCAAAGGAAGUUCUCGGGGAAAUCACAGAUUACAACAAACGAUAUUCUGGGGCCCCACGACGGGUAACAGACUACCUAUGUGACGCGCCCCUGCUCCUGCAGUUACUGGCCCGUGGACUUGGCACCAUGGGAUGGCUCGUGUCGCUGUUUUUCUUCAGAGUAGCCCUGUGCUGCGUGGGGACAGUGGUGUCCAUCUCCUCCCCUCCUCUGGACCCUGUCUCCUCAUCAUCAGCAAGUCCCCUGGAGACAGACCCCUCCCUCUGCGGGCUGCUCGGGGUCCUGGAUGACCUGGUGGUGGUCAUUCUGCUCCUGAUCUGCGUUAUCAACAUCAACCAGCAAAUGGUGCCAGAGGGAGGACGACACUCUGCAAAUGCUACAACGUCACAAGGAGUAAUGGGGAAUUCACUGUAGAUAGAUGCUGCUGUAGCGUGUGAGUACAAGCUGUUUGACAUGGACUUUUUUUUUUUUUUUUUUUUAAAAGAGAUUUCUCCCUUCUGGCUGUAGCAAGUUGAAUUAGUGAAUGCAUGACAAUUAAAAACAAAACAGUGUGUAGUAGCCAAGAUGUUUGAGACAGUCUCAGCCUCUCAGACUGUUGACGCAGACUCCAGGCCUGUUUGUCAAGUGUUUACAGAGCCUGUGCAAGAGUGAGAGCGACAUCUUACAAUGUUAUGCUGUGUGUUGGUUCAGCUUUGGUUACACAUCCUUAAGUCCCUCAGGCCUGAAGAGUUUAGCAUGUAGCUUUUUCAUCCAUAUUAAAUGGGCAAAAUGUUCAGUGUCCACUGACUUGUCAAUUAAAAAAGCACAUUCAUAAUUUACAUUUUAAUAAUCCAUGUUUUUUUUGUUUUUUUUUUAGCAUCUUAUCCCCAAAAAUCAUUUUUACACCUAACUGGGCAACAAUUUUGCCACUUUUUUUGACAUCUAUGUAAAUAUUUUAUAUUGUAUGAAUUUGUUUUUAUGUGUAAAAUAAAGAAUAUUUAUUGUCUUA